AUGUGCACAGAUGAUAUGCUUUGCUGCUGGUUGAACUCCUUCUUCACCUCUACGGUAGGUUCCGCCCGUUUUCGGUGGUCUCCCUAGAAACAGGGAGAAAAGGUGUGACGUUUGAGCCUGUCUCGAAUUUUUUGGAGUGCUAUCGGAGCAAAGUUCCAAAGUUGAAGUAGUUCAGAAACUUUUGAGUAGGCUGAUAAAGGGGCACAGGUAACAGAACAUAGGCGUUAUGAAUAUGAAGCUUUCUGAUAGGUUCCAGUUUUUGGUGAGCUUUCUGAAACAAUCAAUUUUUUCAAUCUCUGCCUGUUCAAUUUUCUUUCGAUCUUCUAUCUAGCGUUCGAAGAGAUAUUAUUAACCUUCCGAGUGAAUCCUCAGGUUUUUUUUAAAACAAAAUAUAGAAAACGAUCUAUUUCACCGGUAGAACUUGUUCUUUUUACUCAAUCUGAGCAACAUAGUCGUUUCUUCUUGUUUUUGAAGCAGCCGAAGAAAAAAAAUGAAGUGAUAUAAAAUUCCAUACUCACUUAUUCAGCCGCUUUUGUCUGCCACGUCAGUUAGAAUAAGCGAUUACUACAUGAGCCUCUUCUUACACAAAAUAACACGACUAAAAACGGUCCCUGGGGAUUUUGACUAAUUGUUUUGGGUAGCGAGGUGAAAUCAGGGAUAAAUUGAUGAGAACUUCCUCUUUUUGCAAAAGGAAGAGGUGCUUUCGGGUGGGAAACGUUUUGAGGCUUGACCAGGUAUUCUAGGACUCAUUGCGUCACGCAGAAGAAAAGCUGCCUGUUAUUCGACACUCGAAGCUCAUUAAUAAAUUAGCGGUUGUAGAGAAACUAGGCUCCUCUUUUAAAGGUGGAGUUUUAUAGGACCAAAGUUCAAGCUAAAAAUUCCGAAAGAAGUUGCAACAUUUAGUCAAAGACGUUUGAAACUUCAAAAAAGCUGUCUAGUCACGGCUAAUAACAUCUAAAAUAAAAAUGAAAAACUUAUUGGAAGAGAUUUCCGGGUCUUCCUCGAUUUAAACUGACGCACUAAGAACCCUGAAGUAUAAAAAUUAAAAGAAAAAGUCAUCAGUUUAUGUUUUUAAGCGGGAUUAACCUCUUUAGCAUUAUCGUGAAUCAUGUAGAAAAAGGUGCCUAGAAGCUAGUAAAAGUAGGGAUAAUGAUCAAUAAAGUCCUCGAGUUCGUUUCAGAUCAGUUGAAAAUUCACGGAAAUUAGUGAAACCUACUCAUUUAUUGCAGUUUCGAUAUUGGUUUCUGGACUCGCGGCAACGGAUUACGACGCUUUGUAUAAUUGUUCUUUGUUGCUUACCACCCUCUUCGCCGUUUGUUCUUUAUCAAGGAAGUAAGUCUUUUCAUCUUCAAAAAUCUCAUUUCAUUCGUUUCAAUUUCAGCGACUCAAAAGCUCGACCAACGAGAUAUUACUAUGUUAAAAGAAUUAAAAGUUGAGGACCGGAGAACAAUUUACGAUUUUUGCCGUUUGGUGGUUGUAUUUCCCGAGCGGGUCAGUUUUUUUAUACCUCCCGGUCGAAAGUAACUUGCUGAUGGAUAUCCUCUUUUUGAUCAUUUGUUUCGAUAAACUCUCUGUUUUCAUUUUGACCUCCUGGAGCUGGUUCACUUUGCUCAGCUUCCGAAUUUAGAAUGUACUUGCUCGAAGGCCAAAGAUUGCAAACUAUUUGAGUUUGUAUGUUCCGCUGUUUAUUUGUAUUCAUAUGCAUCAGAAAGUAAUUGAGAGAUAUCUCAGAAAAAGCCCCACAUCUUGAAAGAUGAUAAUCCGCCUAGAUUACAAUCAAAAAGAUUAUUUUUGAACUUUUUUUAGAUCUUCCUUAUUGCUUAAGAGGAUCAUUGAUCUUGCUAGCUUGAAAAUAAUAACGGUCAUUUUUUUAUUUUUUUAAACAUUUAUAAUAUUUAUAUCAUUCACAAGGGUUUUUUUAAACAUUUUUUUAUCAAUUAUUUUUUUAUUAUGAAUCUUUCUGAUAGGUUUUGAAAAAUCACUUUAAUUUAUUUCGCAUAAAGAAUAUUUGAAGUAUUAAAGAUGAUUUUUUUUUUCAGAUGCAACCACGAAUGAGCGAGGAACAAGUGAAAAAUGCGACGCCGAUUUGUGAACAACUUUUACUUGGAAUCAAAAAAGUCAAGGAACUCGAAAGGAGUCGUGACGCUCGUUUUCGGUUCGUUUUAUUUUCUAUUUUUUUUUUAAUCGUUCAUUCUCAUAAGAUAGUGGAAAAAGUCGAUUUGAAGACCUGUAUUCAGGAAAAAGUAACACAAAAUUUAAUCAAAUAGGAACACUAAACGAAAUCUUUGCGUAUAUAAAAAGUACGACCACUUACAAGCUCGCGCUUGAAAUUUUCUUUUCUAUGACUUUUACAUUGCAUUGAAAAUAACAGCAAAUUGCGGAUAUAAUUUUCUGCCUAUUUCUCAUUAAUAUUUUUUAUCUUCAUCUUUCAGACGAAGGUUACUGUGAGAUUUGCUGAACAAACUUGAGAUGUACCGCCCGACACAGCCGCCGGGUGCCCAAGCCUACCGUCUUCAAAGAGAGAAAAAAAAGAUGAAAUAUACGAAAACAAUAAAAAUUUAAACAUUUGUUACUAGUCUGUUUGCGUAUUUACAAAGGAGAGGCUAACAUAAAUAGAGAGAGAGAUCAAGUAGUACCGAUUAACAAAAGGAACCAAUAAAAAACAUUUUUCAUAGUUUCCUCCGCUUUUCACGAUUUUUGAAAUAGUAUUGAAUAUUAAAUUUCGGAGUCGAAAUGGCUGUUGAAACAUUGAAAUACAAAAAAGCUACAGUAGUCCAAUGUCUGUACUCUCUUCUUUCGAACCUUUUCUCUAAACUUAUGUGGUCCAUGUGCAGGAAUUUUUAUGGCUUUCAACAACUUUUUUUUUCCAAUUUUUGUUCUUAUGAAUACAAGUAGGGAUAGACAUUAUUUCAAAGCUUCUGUAUGUUCAUGCUAUUAAAUUAAAGAACUGUGUUUUUAGCUCAUAUUGCAUAUAAAAUAUAUACUUCGUAAACGAUUUCCUCAUGCCUUGCCACAGUAAAUCACCAACUAAAAAACGUUGACGUGAAAUUUCUAAAUUAGGAACAAACGUAUUUUUGAAGAAGCCAAAAAGCUGCUCUUCGGUGUCUCCUGAAAAUUUCUCGCACGAAAAAAACUUUCCUCAGCUUCUGAGAAUGUUCGUUUAAAGAUCCAAGAAGACCUAAUUUUUCCAAACUGGUGAUUAGGUAUGAAAUCGUUCAAUCGACUAGUAAUCGAACAAAUAUAGUGCUUGUUUAAACAAUGGAGUGAUUUUCUAGUUCAUAAUUCUUCAAAAUUUCAGAAACUCAUAGAAAAUUCAAAAAAUGAAGAAUGCAAAAAAAAGUAGUAGUUUCUUCUGAUGGGAAAAUUUGAAAGAGUUUGAUACUUACUUACUUUACUUUGAUACUUUGAUGGUCCAACGUCGCUGGUGAUGUUCCCAGCAUGGAUCACACGUUUUUCAGACGACACGGUCUUUGCGAAACGGUCAUCCAAAGGCGUUCAGGUUGACUGCAAGUUUUAAAAAAUUUUGAUAGCAGUUGAAAUCGUUUUUAGAAUGCUAAAGGGUCCACUUUUUGUCAUCGGAAAGAGUUAUUUUGCGGCUUCCCUUUGAUUUUUUUGUUCAAUUUUUUUCAAAUCCUCCAGGGCCUGAGAUGUCGAAACUGCGAGUCAUCGGUGACGUGCUCGAGGCGUGCCAAACUUGACAGAAAUAUACGGUUUGAUAAGGCAGAAGAAUAAAACGGCGGAUACAUUUUAUAACUGUGCAAACGUCUUUGGUGCUUUUUUGGCACACAACACCUUUUCAAUCCAAAAUCGCAUUCAUUCAUUUUUUUUUUCACCUUCGUUGAUAAAUUUUUUCCUAAAGUUUCUUUUCAUGUCGUGAGUGAGGAUACUAUAUGUAAAAAAAAAACCUGCUUUUUUGAAAUUUAAUUCUUCAAUUUUUGGUCGCAACUGUUUUCUAAUGAAUCGAAAGGUUUUUCUAAAAAGGAAAACUGAAACUGGUUUUUUUUUGCAUGCUGAGCUCAUAAAGGUGAAAUAGGGAAUAAAGGAUUUUUUCCCAGAAUUUCCCAGAAAUUUCUCAUGUAAACUCAUUCCAAUUGCUAGUUUUGAGAAAAAAAAAGCCUUCCAAUUUCGAGCAUACUUCGAAACGCUGAAUCAAGCUGAUUGUCAAAGUAAAAUUGAAAAUGAGAAACUAGAAAAGCCGAUUAAUCAGAGCUUAAUAGUGUGAGAUGCAAGAAAUUUGUCAGCAGACAAGAGAAUGCAAAAAGAAAGACAACUUUCACUAUCGAAAAGAAAAGGUGAUAAGAUGGAGGUAAUCGUUUGAAAAUAAUCAGGAGGCGCCAUUCGACCGCCGAGUCGUGAUGGGAAAUCUCCGCGGAGCCGUCAUCCUUCUCCUCUUCACUGUUAGUAUUUUUCCAUUCUUAGAUUACGAACUCGAGAAGAAUUAUAUGAAUAAAUGAAUUUUACUUUAUAUUUUUAAGUCACCUCCAUUUCAAUUAUUUUUUUAUGUACCGGUACGUUACAAAGAUAACUUGUAUAGUUAGAAUAAUGAACUAAAUGUUGUAGAAAAACCAAAAAACAACACUGAGAUCUUAAAAUUGACUUCAUCUUAUCGGCCAGAUACGGAAACACUAUAUUAAACCAGAUACUGGGAUAAAUCUGCUCUUCUUCAAAACGUUCUCCUUUUUUGGACGUUUAUUUCCCCUUUUCCAUGAACUUUCAGCUCCACGAAAAAAAAAUUAGCUUUUUUUGAACUAGGUUUUUGAUAGCUAAUUUUAAAGCAAGUGAUUAUGGAAUUUCACAUAAAUUCUCGCGCAUGAUCGACACAGUACUAAGGACGCCGGCGGCAGGUCGAAAUUGCGGCGACUGUUCCAAAGCCAGGAUAUUUUUCAAAUUUUUUUUCCCUUCCCGCAGUUUGUUUAUAAUUUUACUCUUUUACUUAAAAAAACAUUUCUAAAUUACCGUAGUAGGACUGCCCGCCUUAAAAAGCCUUUAAAACUGUUAUAAAUCCUAGUCUCAUCGGCUAAUACGCUAUCACUCUCACCAUCAAGAUGAAACUCCUUUAUUUGAGGUUAUGACUCAAGAUAGCGAGUUAAUUCUAAAUUUUCUUUUCCUUUUUUUACUUCGGUUGUUCAAAUUUAACGAAAUCUUACCAAAAACAGUUCUGCAUGAAAAGAUAGGCGACAUCCAGACCUUGUAUAUGUUCUCGAGGCAUUUCGUAAUGGUGCUUAUCCUCUCUUUCAGCGAACCACGGCAUGCCUGAAACAAGGUUCGAAAGUUUAGAAAGCAAAAGUAAAAUUUUCGAACUUUUUUUGGGCGACGGUAAGACAAUUGAGAAUCGCAUCAUCUGAAACUAAAAAGUCCUGUAAAAAAAAUAGUUUAUUAGAUAAAAAAACAAUAAAUUACUUCCGGCCAAUGUAUCUACAUAACUUUUCAGUAUAAAUACCCAGCUAAAAUUUUCCUUUUUUUUCCAAAUUACCUUGAAAUCGAUGAAAAUAGAUGAAAAAAUAGAUGGAAAAUAAUAUAUAAUAAACGCAUGAGAUCGCGAAAAAAGAAAGAAAUUUUCGAAAAAAAAAUUUUUUUCUGCGGAACGACGUAACUUCACAGCUGUUACGCAACGUGACGCACAAAAAACAAAUCUGCAUUUCAAGUUUUUCGUUAUUUUUUCAGCGAUAUCGCUGAUCAUAUGAUCAUCGAAGAAAAUUCUAAAAAAACGAUCAUCGAUGAUAGUUUCUUUCCAAUUAAUUUCAAUCAACAGUCCCUUUUUAUUCAUGCAUUAAAUCACGUUAGUGAACAAAUAAAUAUUUAUUUUUUUGGAAAUUUCCAGGAAAAAAGUUUAUUUGUAAGUUUCUAUGAAAAAUGACAAUGGCAAAAAAAUAAGUUUUUCAGUAGUUUUUACUCAUGAGGGAAAAAUUUUUUUCCCUGAGUCUAGCUCUUCGAUCUCAAAAUUCUCUAUAUUUUUAUAUGAUAUUUCUUGUCCUAGUAUUUAAUAAUUUUGUGCGUUUUUAAGCUUAAGCAGAGCGCUUUUUUACUAUAGAUAAUCAAGUAUGUUGAUAGAACGUUCAGAAUAUAAUACUAGUAUUAUUAUCUGAACGUUCUAUCAAGUAUAUACCAAGUAUAUACUUCAGAAGAAAACUGUUCGAUACUGUCAAAAAUCAUGUGUUUUGAAUUUUUAACGUUUUCAAAUUUUUAUUCUGAGUGUUCUCGUUACAGUCGGUCACAUGCCUGCGACCAACGACAUGGGCGCAGAGAAGAGCUCCGGCGGCCGUCGGAGAAUCCGCGCAGACGUCAGCCACGAUGGCUUUUUUCACGCAGAAGCUCGACCAUUUCAAUUCCACCAAUACUCAAACUUUCACUCAGGUUUCUCUCUGUGAUCGAUUUGAAUUAUCAGGGUGAAAAUCCGCUUCUUUUUUUUUCGAGCGUCAUAUAACGGGCAAAAAACCCUUGUGAGACGCUGAUAAGAAUGAUGCGUAAUUCCGCUAUCACUCCGUCACUGAUAGCAGAGUUAUCUUAGGAAACUUAUCGUAGAUUGUUGGAUUGAAUAUUCAAUAACAUGUAUAUAAAUAAAGAAAACAGAAUUUGUCAAAACGGCAAAUAAUACACGAAGAAGCAGAUUUUUUGACUUUGGCAGUACAAUUGCGUUUAUAUUUUCGAAAUAUUUUAUGACGAAAUAUGAAGUGAGCCAAAAAUUUCAAUCAAACUUUUUGUUCCUGUUUAUCUUGCAAGAAAAAUGUUAAUUCUGAAAAACGUCUUGACAUAUUUUAUUGUUCGGUAUAUACACACUUAGAUGAAACAGGUAAGACAUUUUUAAUAAUUGAUCAAAAAAGUUAGAAUCUUCUCAAGCUACGGCUGAUAAAAAGUAUUAGAAAAACUGGUGAGUUAAACAUACGGAACAAUACUAAAUGAAAUGAAGUUCAGAUCAGAAAUAAUCUAAAAUGACAGCGAAAUCAAAAUAGCCAGUGGGAGAAAGAAAAGGGAAGGUUCUGGUACAGUUUGAUUUUUCCAGCGCUACUUUUACACCACUGAGUUCGCUCAGAAUAAUGUCGCGUUUUUGGAAAUCGGAGGUGAGGGAGCUGUUGAUGGGUCUUAUGUGAGUUUAUGGAAGGAAACGUCUGGAAAAGAUGCUUUUGAGAUGGAAAAUACGACGAUUCCAUACGUUAAAUAUGCCAAGGACAACGGAGCGUCGCUUUUUCUGUUAGAACAUCGAUUUUACGGCUUGUCGAGGCCUUUUGCGUGAGUUUUGAAAUGAAAAAAAAAGAAUAUUCAAAGAGAUUUGAAGGACGCAAUCUGUGGAAAACCUUGUCUAUUUGACGUCAAAGCAAGCAAUCGAGGAUGUCGCUUCGUUCAUCACUUUUGCCACCAAACAGUACAACAUGGCUCCUAAAACGAAAUGGAUUGUUUUUGGAGCUUCCUACGCCGGUUUUUUUUUGAGAAAAAACAUUUUGUGGUUUAUAUGGCCAUGUCUUCUGAGGUUGGAAUAGACCUACCAUGUGAGAAAAAAAGUAACUGAGAUUUUUUAUUAAUUUUUCGAAGUUUAACGAUCAAAGCAUACAUUAAUUAUAUUUAAAAGUGUACCUUAUUCAAAACCUAGGAAUAUUUGGAUGGAAAGGAAAUAAAAGAAAAUUUGAAGUUUUGUUUUUGAAAUGUGUUCAGCCUCUGUUUGAGGAUCUCGAAACAUUUCAGGUAACCUGGCCGCCUGGACUCGUUCGAAACAUCCUGAGCUGGUUGUGGGAGCCGUGUCAAGUUCAGCGCCCAUCCAAGCCAAACUAGACUAUUGGGGUGAGUAGUCCUUGAGCGUUCUCACUUUCCUUGGGAGAACAGCUCUCGUCUUUCCAUUGCUCCAAUCAAAUCUGGUUGAUGUCUUCGCACGAUUUCAGAGUACAUGGAUCAGAUGGAGCAGUCGAUUCGGCUUCUCGGAUCCAACGACUGCGCGGCCAACAUCUCGGCCUCGGUAGCCGAAGUCGUCACCUCUAUGAGCACGGUCGAGGGUCGCCACACUCUCUCGACUGUCCUGCCGUCCGUACUUCCUUCUCCAGCUGUUUCUGUUCAUCUUCUUCUUUCAGACUUCAGUUGCCUCUUGACCAAACCAAUUUGACCUACAACGACAUCCAGAAGUUCUACGACUCACUGUUCAGUAGUUUCGAAGUUGUCGUCCAGUUCAACAGCGAGGUAAGUCAUCGAGGAUCAUCAGGGAUUUUAGAGUUUCUUUAUUUUUAGUUCGGACUUUCUAUCGCUGAUAUGUGUAAAGUCAUGACCAAUGCAACUCUAAAACCGGUGGAAAAAUUAAGGGACGUUUUCUGGUUAGUGCAAGGUGAGUGUUGGGAAAUAUAUUUGAUAUAUCGACAGGAGUUGUUUGAGGUGACCUUGGAGAUACACAGAAACUGGGAAAAAUGGAAAAUUCCUACAAUGACGUCGUCACUCUUUUGCUGAACGAGACCUAUGACAAUCCUGAUCUCGGUGGGUCUGUUCUUCAGAAGCAGAAUCAUCGGAGUUUUCUCAGCGAGCAGUAGAUCUUGGUUUUGGCAGCUUUGCAACGAGUUCGGUCUUUUGCCAUCAACGGACGGCGGCGAAUACGGCAUUUUCGGGGCGACGAUUCCUUCGAGGUGACCUCCAAGCGGAGAAAAUGAAAAUAGUGUGUUCAGUUUGUACAUCAACCAGUGCAUGGACAUAUUCGGCAACCAUUUCGAUGCGAUGAAAAUCCGCGACAACGUCGAGGCGACCAACGCCUACUACGGCGGUAUCGAAAACUAUCCAGUAUCCGUUGACCAAUUCUGCUCCAUGGAAAUCUCCGUUUCAGGGUACAAACGUGGUGUUCAUAAACGGGGCCGCAGAUCCGUAUUCGAGGAUUGGAAAGACUCGUUCUAGGGACAACUCCGUCGUCUGCUACACAAUCAAGAGUUUGAAUUCCCGGCAAUACUUAAAACUUUCCUCCUUUUAAGACGGUUCCCAUGCAGAAGAUGUCUUCCCGAAGAACUCCUUCACAGUGGCAGACGUCCAGAACGCACAGGCGCUGAUCCAGGCCAACCUUUUCAACUGGAUCAACGGACCGCCGAACCCAGUCACGAGCAGUGAGUCUGACCUCAGAGAAGCUCCUAGGAACCUCUUCAGUCAACACCACGGAUCCGUGGACCAGGCCGAAUUCGGCCGGCAGCGCGGCGGCGAGAUCGAUGCGGUCUUCGGCCACCAAUUCUCAACUUUUCGCUCAUCUUUCGGAGGACGUUCCUUCCAAAAAGGUACUCUCAAUCACCUUGAUUCAAAGAUAAAUAUGAAAGACUUGGAAAAGUUUGAAGCUUGGACCAUAAAACUAAUUCGCUUUGAGAACAUCCUGACAGCGCGUCUUUUUUCAUCCGAACAUUUGAAAGGUGUAUUUCAGAUAUAAUAUUUUCAUGAAUAUUCAAAACGAGUAGCAUCCAAAAUAUUAAAUUUAUAGAGGUCAAAGUUUGAGCCAAAAAAACUAAACGUGGCAAAAAAUGUACUGAUACCCAGACCUAUCCCCCGUGGAAAAAACAUCGGAAGGUCUGGCUCGGCCGUCCUCCACACGGACUCAGACCCGCACCCGAGGCAGCAGCGGAAGUAUUUACAGACUUUUGCAUUCUAAAACAGUUUCCUGUAUUCAGUUCGCCGGUUACCCUCCCGGCUACGAAGCCGGUACGUUCAGACAGCGCGUCGACCACUUUGACAAUACCAACGCCAACACUUUCCAGCAGGUCUUAACACAGAAAAUAGUCUACAGUACUCAUUUUUCCAGAUCUUGAGUGAAGGAGCUGUUUAGACCGAAAUGAUUAAUUAUUCUCGAACACAAUAGAACUUUCUAAUGACUAUCGGUUAAAAAAUAAUCAUUUUUCUCAUUUUGAGGAGCUCACAUUCUAAUGUCUAAAAUUUUCGAAUGUCUCACUUUUUCCUGUGGAACCUUGUUGGUAAGCUUCAAAUUCUCAGAUUAAGCUUCUCGGUCUAUCGAUUUCAGAUUUUUUCUUUUUUUUUGCUGUCUCCAUUUUCGAGUUUCAGUCAAAAAAAAAAUAGAAAUUCGGUUUACAGAAGUAUUUCAAAAACGCGCAAUGGGCGAAAAGUGGCGGGCCAAACUUCCUGAUGAUUGGCGGCGAAGGCCCGGAAUCGGACCGAUGGGUCCUCAACGAGAACCUCACCUACCUCCUCUGGGCACAGAAAUACGGCGCCACCGUCUAUCUUCUCGAGCACCGCUACUAUGGAGACAGCGUCGUUGGGUCCGUUUCAUUCCCUCUAAUUAUUCAUUUUGUUUAUCUCUAUCUAUGUUCUAUUAACGAGUUUUAUAUCACUGAGGAAGAUUUUUUUGGGUUUCGGCAAAAUAAGGUAGACUUGAGACUCUCAAGGACCUCCAAUAUGACUUAGAUAGAGCUAAAAGGUACGCUCUGACAAUGGACAUUUUCUGGGACAUGCACGAUCCAUUCUGAGAGAUGUCUUUGUGGACACAUUAUGGUGCCUUCCCGAUUCGUCUGUGCGUUAGGUCCGCCGAAGCUUGCGUUAAUCAUUCUCCCUACUGUUGUUUUAAAGUUAUUGAGUUCAAUAGAGUAGUUUAUUUGGCGUCUCAAAAAUAUUGAAAGAUUCAAUAGAAAUUAAAUUUUUGACUGAGAAACUGAAUAUGAAUAACUCUUGUCAAUACUGUGGAAUUUUUCAUUCUACAUAAAGAAAGGAAAAAAACUUGAAGUCGAAAUCUCAAACGACUCGAAAAGCAAUCCCAAUAUUGUUUCACGUUAUUUGAUCAAACUCCAACCAAUUAUGAACAACUGCGACCUGUUUCAGCAAAAAUUUGACAUUUGUAAAAAAAUAUUAUUCUGAGAGCUCUUUAAAAAAAGAUUUGACAUCAAAAAUAUGAAUAUAUACUUUGUUUCACGGUCAACAAGUCUUUCAGAGACAACAACGACCUGACGUUCCUUUCUUCUCUGCAGAUGCUCUACGACCUCGCCGAUUUCAUUAAGGCGAUUAAUUUGAAGACCGGCAACACUGCUCCGUGGAUCACUUUCGGAGGAUCUUACUCGGGUUGGUUUUCUGAAUGGAACAAUGUUGAGCUGAGCAUGAUGGCAAACAAUUUUUGCCAAUUUUUAACCUGGUUUCUGGAAUUGCUGGAGAAAUUUUUGAAAAAUUUCUAUCUCUUUAGUUCGGUUUUUUCAAAUGGCAUAGUCCAUGCUGGUUUGAACAGCGUCGAAGUUCAUAUUUUAAAACAAAAAUGUUCAAAGACAAGUAGUUGCUACUUUUUGACGAAACAGCGGGAAGCACAAUAGGAGAUAUCGAGGUUUCUAACUUUGAGUGGAAAACUUUGAAAACAGAUUUGGUGUCAAGCAAAAUUGUGAAAUCCUAGACAAAACCAGAAAAUCCACUGUGAGUUCCGACCAUCUCUUGCUCAGAAAAAAUGUAAUUGAGAAAAAUGAUAAAGUUGUUUCUCUCUCAGUCGCAUCCGCGUGUAGUUUUUUUGUUAGUCGUCUCGUAGAGCAAGAAUUUCUGUUAAAGAAAUAUGUUUUUCCUCUUAAUUCUAGGGGCAAUGUCUGCCUGGAUGCGCGAAGUUUUCCCAGAUCUUGUGCUCGGCGCUGUUGGCUCAUCUGGACCCGUUUUCGCCAAGAUCGACUUUUUCGGUUGGUCGAAAGCUUCUAAAUCUCCAAAAUCGACUUCAGAAUAUCUGAUGGUCGUCGAGAAUUCCAUCCGCACUUACAACGACGAAUGCGCGAAUCGCAUCGCUUCUGGCUUCGAGGAAAUGCAGAAAUUGUUCAUGACUCCCGAGGGCCGAGUCAAUCUCUCCAGCAUAUUCUCGUCAGUUUCAGCUUCGAAUAACUUGAAUCAGAAAUCUUGGUAGGCUACAACCGGCCUGGAAAGCUGAUUCGGUAGUUUCUGAGCUUGGCCAGCACUAUUUCUUCUCCAACAUUUACGGCAACUAUCAAGGCGCCGUCCAGUAUUCUGGUGACAACACUGGUGUAAGUUAUAAGAGUAGCGAAAAAUAAAAACAAAAAAAAAUAUUUAAAAAAAAGUCUUUCAAAGUUUCACAGUAAAUCCUGCUAAGAAAUUUAUCGAAAAGAAUGAGACUGAUAUUGAUUUGACGAUUUUAAACGCAAAUGGAGAAUGAUAUCUCCCAUCCACAUGAUUGUCGACUAUUUUUAACAUUUCAAAAACAUUUUCUUUUCGAAAAAAAACCUGAAAUUCGAAUACGCUGCUUCAAUAUGUUGUAUUUCAGCCUUAUGCGAUAGGCUAUGGAAUCCCAGACAUGUGCAAAAUCAUGCUGAACGACUCAAACACGCCCAUUCAGAACGUGGCCAAGUUCAAUGAGUUCAUGACGGAGUUUUAUGAGGUUCCAGCUUUGUUUAGCAGAAUCGAUUCUGAAUUUCCUUUUUUUGCAGGGUUGGACCAUUCAGCUACACGGACAACAACUACCAGGGAAUGAUUGACGACCUCAAGAACGCUCAGAAAUACGGACCAAGUACUGGAGACCGCCUUUCCUCUCAAGUUCUAAAAUCUCAGAUUCGGCGGCGAGUCUUCUGUGGACUUGGCAGACUUGCACCGAGUUCGGCUAUUUCCAGUCGACGGACAGUGGUCACAGCAUCUUCGGAAGCCCGACUCCUGUCAAGUUCUUUUUUCUUUUUCAGAUCCAGAGUAACCUUCCUUCUCAGCAUGUACACUCAAAUGUGCACGGAUGUGUUCGGCAACGCCUACAAUGCCGAAACGAUUGAAGCGGCCAUCAAGCACACAAAUUGGGUCUACGGAUCUAGGGACAAAUAUAGAGUUGGUUCAAUGAAAACGAUAUAGCUGGUUCACGGCUGGCUUGAGUCAUCGAAAAACGGGUCCUGACACGAUAAUUCAUUCGACUUGUGUAGUUAGGUUUCAAAACGGUGUAAUACGAAAGAACAUUAAUCAACAUAAGAAAGUCGGGUUAGUUUUUUUUUUCCAGAAAAAACCCCUUUUUUAACUCUUUUGAAUGCUGCCUCAAUUUCUUCGUAAAAAACAAAGAAACUUUCAUUGAUUUUUUUCUAUUGAUUCGAAAAAAAAAAAUCCUUUUUUUCAAACUGUUAAUUAUGUUUACGAAUGAUUUUGAGGGAACGAACGUCGUUCUGCCCAAUGGAUCACUGGAUCCUUGGCACGCACUAGGAAAAUAUACAGCGAACGAUCCUUCUGUGGUACCUUUUCUUAUAAAUGGUUUGUUGAGUUUGUUGUAAGAAAAAGAUCUGUAAUAUUCAUACUGGAUAUAUUUUAUAGUAGAUCAUUUUAUAUUAGAUCAGUCUCUAGAUAUUCAAACGCAUGUGCCAGGCGAGUUUGUUAUUUUUCAUUGCGCAGAACUCUAAUUACAACAAAAUUUGAACUCCAUGAAAAUUCUGAUUAUUGAACUGAUAAAUUCUAGGAACGGCCCACUGUGCUGACAUGUACCCAGCAAGAGACGCAGACGUGCCAGACCUAGCCAAAGUCCGAGCUCUCAUCGACACGAACAUCGGCCAGUGGCUGUCGAAUGCGCCCCCGCCCCCAACGACCGCCGUCCCAGGCGGUCCGACUGACGUCACCAAAGGAACUGGUCCGACUCAAUCACCACAGCCGCCUACCACCACACAAGGCAUCCUCAAUAUUCAACUUUAAAAAAAAAUCAAUUAUUUUCAGGAUCUUCGAGGCUCACUUCUUUAUUAGCGGCGACGGUUGUAUUAUUCCUUUUUUCCCUCAAUAACUGA
Caenorhabditis auriculariae is the source of this 13667-nucleotide messenger RNA. NCBI's taxonomy places the organism in Eukaryota, Metazoa, Nematoda, Chromadorea, Rhabditida, Rhabditidae. The record is from the annotation of a GenBank genome assembly.